Molecule: messenger RNA, 1095 nt
Organism: Varanus komodoensis (Komodo dragon)
Lineage: Eukaryota; Metazoa; Chordata; Lepidosauria; Squamata; Varanidae
Product: putative gastrointestinal growth factor xP4
Exons: 10
Coding region: 1-1095 (364 amino acids)
Source: RefSeq, a predicted model, not a curated record
AUGGUAUAUGUGAACAAUUCUCCCUUGGAAACUAUAUUCUCACUCAUCUGUCCUCUGUAUGACCAAGUUAAGAUUCUGUUGGAUUUAGAGCUUGAUGAAAAAGAAUUGGUGGGUAAAACUGUUGACAUCAUUGCUUUAAAAAUGACAACGGGAUGCCAUUGUGAUAUAGAUCCCAAAAAAAGAACUAACUGUGGACCUCCAGGAAUCACUCCCCAGCAAUGCAGGGAUGCAGCAUGCUGCUUUGAUUCAAAAGUCCCAGGAGUGCCCUGGUGCUUUAAACCAUUAAAAGAGGUGUGUCCCACAGAAGUGAAACAGAGAGUCAACUGUGGAUACCCAGGAAUCCCUGCACAUGAAUGUAACGCGAAAGGGUGCUGCUUUGAGGCCAGACCACCAGGUGUUCCAUGGUGUUUCUAUCAUAUCCUGAUUGAAGCAGGGUGUUUGAAGUUACAACUGGAAAUGAACUUCAAAUGGUUCUGGCUCUGGACCAUUGUCCUGAUUGUAGCUUUCAGCAGUCUGGCAGAUGCCAGGAUAAUACCACGACCACCACGUACACGGCCAAGACCAGGCCGUUCCUGUAAUGUACCUCCACAGAGGAGAAGAGAUUGUGGCUAUCCAGGGAUAUCUCGGCAAACAUGUCAAAGAAGAGGGUGCUGUUUUAGCAGCCGUAUUGCUAAGUCCAAAUGGUGUUUCUUUCGACGUCUUACCUGUAAUGUAGUUCCGCACAGGAGAAGAGAGUGUGGAUAUAAAGGAAUUACUAGAGAAACAUGUCAAAGAAGAGGGUGUUGUUUUGACAACAGAAUCCGAGGGGUCAAAUGGUGUUUCCAUCAAGAGUGCAAGUGGCCAGCCCAGACUCUGAAGCUGUGGCCACGGGAUCAGUGUCAGGUGAAGCACGAAAACAUUGCAUAUGGCCAGUGCUUUUUUUACCCAGGACAAUGUGACGUGCAGCUAAAGCAAAGAAUAAAUUGUGGCUACCCAUACAUCAGUGCUCAAGAAUGCUACAACAAAGGAUGCUGUUUUGAUUCAAGUAUUGCUGGGACCAUCUGGUGCUUUUUUCCUGGAAGUGGAGAUGCACAGGGACAAGAAUGCCUCUUCUAA